AUAGAUUGCAUCAUUCUUUUAUUGUCUUCGUAGUAAUACGAUAUUGUGAUGCCAUGCAGUUUGUGUAGUUUUUGUUCACACUUGAAGGUCUAUGCAAAAUUAUCUCCCGAGCAUAUCUGAACCAAGAUCUUAUAGAUGCAACGAUUAAAUAGGAAAGAAGAGGAACAUGUCUUUGUUAUCUCAUGUUUUCUGACAAACUUGAAGGACAAAAAAUCUGAAGUAAUUGCUGCUGUAUGCGCCUUGUUGAACAGCAAUGGCGGUAAGCUUGCUCUAGAUUUUCCUAGCCAGAAAUGUGAGAAGAAAGAUUUGGAUCAAACAGGCAGGAAGAUUGAGCAAUGGAUAAAGAAUUUAAUUGGAACCGUGAAGAUGAAAAGGAAAGUCAAAUUGGAAAUAUCAGCCGAUCAAAUGCUCUUGACCGUUAAAGGUUCUAACAGAUUGAUCACAGUUAAUUACCACAUGUACCUACCAAGUCACACGGAGGUUAAUCAAGUCUCGCCGAUUGAAACAUUAGAAGAAAUUAGGAAAUGUUUGUUUGGAGACAAAGAGAUGAUUGCAAUUAACGAGUUACCGACCGUACGACAGGUUUUUGUACAGGGAGAAGAGAUGAAACUGAUUGAAACGUACAGCGUUCAGUUUAAACAACUUGAAGACACUCCGACGAAGUCUACAACACUGGGAGAUCGAGUUGUUGCAAAUUGUAAACUCGUCCAGUAUAUUUCAGCGUUUGCUAACCAUUGCGGUGGGGCUAUUUAUGUUGGAGUGGACGAUAAACAACACCGCAUCAACGGAGAAGUAAUCUCAGCGAACGAAAGAAAAUCGAUUAUCACGAAAGUUACCAAAAAAGUCGAAAACAUGAUCUGGCUUGAGCUACAAGAUGGGCCAUGCAAGGGCGUGCAUUGGGACAUCAAUUUUUAUCCCGUGGUGGACAAGUCUGGAAGAUCUGUAACCUCGACUUUUGUUAUUGUUGUCACAGUAGCACGUUGUCCUGGUGGUGUUUUCACUGAAGCGCCGGAGAGUUACCAUUGUAUCAAUGGCUCAAUUGAAGAAAUGCCGUUGAGUACCUGGAAAGAUUAUCUUUCAGAACGGACACCCGAUGUCACGGAUGACCCGCAGAGGAUUGAACCAACCAAUGGUGUAUCAACAAAUACUGGUUCAACAAGUGUCGUGUCAACAAUUGGUAGAUCAGGUCCACUGCACAUUGGUCGUUUACAUUGGAGUUCCGUUCACAGUAGAAAGAGUUCUGCUAAAAUGAACGGAAUUUUGAUUCGAAAAAUUAACGAUGGUUUGUAUGAUGAGUUUCAGGCUCUUGUGAUGAAGGAGCAGGCGAAUUGUCCAGAAGGUGAAAUGAGUUUGGUCAUUUUAUCGAUGAAGAUAACAGCAAAUUACAAGCAAGGGAAAUUCAAAGAUGUGCAAAGUGAUAUGGAAGAAUACGAAAAAGAAUUAAGUAAAUCAAAAGAUUGGAUGAUCGGCAAAGCCCGGGAGUUUCUUCUGAAAUCAUCAAUCCAACGCUGCGACGGGCGAGUUCAGGAAAGCUACGAAGAAGCAAAAAAUGGUUUAGCUACUGUAGAGCAGAUUCCAGCAGGCAUCGUUGUAUGUAACUUUUAUACAAACAUUGCCACCGUCAUAACUAUCAUAUUGGAACAAGAAAAUGAUAUGGAAAUCAAAAAAAGUUUGAAAAAAGAUUCGAUCAUGUUUUUUCAAAAGGCGCUUGAACACGCGCAUAUUGCCAAUGAUUAUCUACCGUCGAAAUUUGACAACAUACAAAAGGUUAACAUCAAUUUAGCGUUUCUCCACCUGAAUGGCUCGUUUGCGAAUCGUGCAAGAGAAGGCAAAGUGGAAAAGGCAGCUAUCGAUACAGCGACAAAUAAUUUGAACGCUGUUGAUAGAUGUAUCAAUGAAGGCUAUUCGCUUUCAGAUUAUCGUAGUUGUCAGUACCUUUUGGCACGUUCAUUGCUGUUCUACCGACGUUCACAGAACCUCGUAGCGGAGGAAAACGACAGAAGAUCUCAAAUGUUAAAGAGCGCGUUGAAGUUUUCAACAGAAGCAAAAGAAAAGGCAACUCAAUGUAAUUUAUUUGAGAUGAUUCAUUGCACUUCAAGACAUAUAGACUUUUACCAGGGACUGGUAAAGUAUGCGGUAUUUACUUGAGAUGUAAUGGACUCAGGACGAUGUAUUUGCCACUUACUUAUAUGGCAAUUAUCCAAGUAAUGUGUGAUCGAAGUCUUAUCAUACUUCAGUGCCUGGCACUUCAGACUUUGCGCAUAGAAUUGACUUUGCUUAUUCAAAGAAUCCGGCUAUAACGCACAAAGGACAAUAUUUCUUUACUUUAUGAUCUAGAAAGUUGUUUCUCUGAUUAUUGAGUUGAGAUGAUUGCUUAAAUCAAGUUUAAAUCUUGAUAUACAUUUCCUUCGGCGUAUCUAUCUAGGACUGACUUUUCUCAGGUCUUGUCCAGUUUGAUGAAAAAAUGCGACAUUUUCCGGGGUAUAUGAACGUAUGUUCUCCCCUCUUGCAUAUGUCCUCCACUGAUUGUAUUUUAUUUAUCGUUAUUCAAUAACAUGCAUUAUAAGUUACUUAAGUAAUUGAUCCUCCCUGAUCAUAGCUGUUCCAAAGAAUAUUUCCAUUUUAAUGUAAUUUGGUUUUAUAAUUUUGAACAUGUAUUGACAUGGGGAGGUGGAUAAAUUAAUGUAUUAUACUAGACCUAACUAGACCUGUAUAUAUGGAUGCGGUGUAUACGUGUUGAAUCGUGAUGUAAAUAUUCCAUAACUAGAAAGUAAUAUAAAACCUUUGCGUAUAAAAAAUAUAUAACUGUAAUAUCAUGUAUGCUUCUGUCGUUUUUAUCUGCAUUUUGUUGAACUCGUACCUGUAUUUUUCAUAUUUCGUGCAAACAGGCAAACGUAAUAGGCUUCCCCUAAAUGGCAAAUUGGGUUGUGAAAAAAAAAC
Molecule: messenger RNA, 2940 nt
Organism: Dendronephthya gigantea
Lineage: Eukaryota; Metazoa; Cnidaria; Anthozoa; Malacalcyonacea; Nephtheidae
Exons: 2
Coding region: 136-2148 (670 amino acids)
Source: RefSeq, a predicted model, not a curated record